AUGGAAGGAGUUAAAAACGACAUUGCCAUUCUUCACCUAGAAAAUCCUAUUCCAGAAGGCCCAAAUAUUAGGUAUGCGGCGCUCCCCAAAAAAUACUCGGAUCCUGCUCCAAACUCACAGGUAUUCUCUGCUGGCUGGGGUCUUACAACGCACAAUGGCAAUGUCUCUAGCCAUUUACUCUAUAUGAAAGUUCCUGUUAUAGAUCGCAAAAUAUGUCAAGGGAUGCAUGCCCUACUUCCAGACUGGGGAAUUGAAAUCUCAGAGACUAUUGUCUGUGCAGGUGCCGACUUAAGGUCCUCAUGCGAUGCAGAUAGUGGUGGGCCACUCUAUAACGAAACUAAAGAGACGGUGAUAGGGGUUGUAUCGGCGAGUUAUGAGUGUGGACAAAAGGGGCAUCCUACUAUAUUUACACGAGUCAGUAAGUAUAUUCACUGGAUUGAACAAAAUACUGCAUAA
Messenger RNA from Ophidiomyces ophidiicola, 456 nucleotides. RefSeq lists its product as uncharacterized. The record is from RefSeq and is a predicted model, not a curated record. Gene Ontology annotation, molecular function: serine-type endopeptidase activity. NCBI's taxonomy places the organism in Eukaryota, Fungi, Ascomycota, Eurotiomycetes, Onygenales, Onygenaceae. The coding region runs from base 1 to 456 and encodes 151 amino acids. The transcript is spliced from 2 exons. Gene Ontology annotation, biological process: proteolysis.